This is a messenger RNA of Coccinella septempunctata (seven-spotted ladybird), 3590 nucleotides long. RefSeq names its product serine/threonine-protein kinase 3 (gene hpo). The transcript has 8 exons. Gene Ontology annotation, molecular function: protein serine/threonine kinase activity; ATP binding. Gene Ontology annotation, biological process: intracellular signal transduction; regulation of MAPK cascade; protein phosphorylation. Lineage: Eukaryota; Metazoa; Arthropoda; Insecta; Coleoptera; Coccinellidae. The record is from RefSeq and is a predicted model, not a curated record. Gene Ontology annotation, cellular component: cytoplasm. The coding region runs from base 218 to 1783 and encodes 521 amino acids.
CAUCUUCCUCUUUCAACAUCUGUACAAAGCUGAUAAAUUUGCUGUUAUUAACCUCUGUUUAUUCCAUUCUAUUAGGAUGAGCAAAACCCACAUUUAAUGUUCAAUUUAAUUCUCUUAUUUGCUACUUUAAGUUGAGAUGCUUUUCUCUUGAUAUGAUUCUUGUGUAUUUAUAUAUCUACCUACACAAAUAAAUAUACACAAAAGUGAUUCUAUCAAAAUGGACAGUGACAAACCAAAGUUUGAGUUGAAGAAAUUAUCAGAAGAAAGUUUAACUCGUCAACCAGAAGAAGUAUUCGAUAUAAUAUGCAAGCUUGGGGAAGGUUCAUAUGGCAGUGUCUACAAGGCACUGCACAAAGAAUCGGGCCAAGUCCUGGCGAUAAAACAAGUACCGGUAGAUACAGAUCUACAAGAAAUAAUCAAAGAAAUUUCUAUAAUGCAACAGUGUGAUAGCCCCUAUGUUGUUAAAUAUUACGGAAGUUAUUUCAAAAAUACUGAUCUAUGGAUUGUAAUGGAGUAUUGUGGGGCAGGCUCAGUAUCUGAUAUCAUGCGAUUAAGAAAGAAAACACUAACAGAGGAUGAGAUAGCCACAAUUUUAUCAGACACUUUGAAAGGUCUGGAAUAUCUGCAUCUCCGCAGAAAAAUACACCGGGACAUAAAAGCAGGCAAUAUACUUCUAAAUUCAGAGGGCCAUGCAAAACUUGCAGAUUUUGGUGUAGCUGGACAGCUCACAGAUACUAUGGCUAAAAGGAACACUGUUAUAGGUACACCAUUCUGGAUGGCUCCAGAAGUUAUUCAAGAAAUUGGCUAUGACUGUGUGGCAGACAUCUGGAGUCUAGGUAUAACUGCCUUAGAAAUGGCAGAGGGUAAACCCCCAUAUGGGGACAUUCACCCAAUGAGAGCCAUCUUUAUGAUACCUACAAAACCACCACCCUCAUUCAGGGAACCUGAUAAGUGGAGUGCAGAAUUCAUAGAUUUUGUUAGUGUGUGCCUUGUUAAAAACCCAGAAAAAAGAGCUAAUGCAACAGACCUCCUGAAUCAUGUAUUCAUAGGUAAUGCCAAAAACCCCAGUAUUUUGAACCAGAUGAUCCAAGAAGCCCACGAAAUCAGGGAAACGCAAAAUUAUAGAAACAUCUCAACAUCUGCCAACAUAGCCGGUAUAAAGCACAAUAUCACAGAAGAAUCUGAUGAGGAAGUAGCUUUAGGAAACCAGACGAUGGUGCAAUGUACAGACGAUGGUACCCUAGUACCAGGAAAGGGUGGUACUCUUCCAGACUCCCAAAGUGGUACUUUAGUCGAGUUGGAAUCUGAACUAGGAACAAUGGUCAUCAAUAGUGACGUAGAUGAACAAACAAUGAAGAGGCAUGCUACUGGUUCAGCACAGGGAGCUGCAAACUACAGACCAUUAUUUCUAGCUCAGUUUGACAAAAAGGACGAAAUGAAGGGUAAUGGUGUUGUAGGUCCUACGACUCUAGAUGGUCCUGAAAUGAGUGCUGAAGAACAGCAAAGAUUUCAGAGCCAUUUUCAUCUGCAGUUAAAUCAAGCAAACCCAGCCCCUCCACAUCAGCCUCAUCAAGACUACAAGCCUCAAUUCCACGGGCCUUUUGCUGAUGGUGAUUUUGAAUUCCUGAAAUAUCUUAGUUAUGAGGAACUACAACAGAGAAUGGUCACUCUAGAUUCAGACAUGGAGAGAGAAAUAGAUGAACUGAGAAGGCGUUAUCUCAUCAAGAGACAGCCAAUUCUGGAUGCAAUGGAUACAAAGAGAAAGCGGCAACAAAAUUUUUGAAACUAGAUAGUGUUUCAACUUCUGCUCACAAUGAAUCACUUGCCAUUCAGGUUUGCUCGAAUACAGGGUAGUGGAAAAACUUUCUAAUCGGAAACGAGUGUUAUCAGAGUAAUUUCAUUGAUGGAUCAAAAGAAUUUUUUACGAAGGAAUUAGGGAAGUUGAAACAAUGUAUCAAAUAUUUUUGGAGCAAGAGGUGUAUAGAUUGUAUAGUGUUCCUAAUCUGUACUUAAUGAAUGAGAACUAAUUACAUUUUCUAUAUUAUGAUUUGAUAUAGAUGAUAAGAGAUGAAUUGAUCGUUAAGGAAUCGCUUGAACAGAUACUGACAAUACGAUUUAGUGGAUGAUUCAUUUUAUUGAGUUUAUCAUUCAUCACGGUUAUUCUUUCUCCUCGCCGAAUGAAAAUUAUUCGUACUUCAUGCAAUGGAGGGCAAACCAAAAAGAAAUAGAAAGUCUCAUCAUAGGUUCUUUGAAAACUUGAAAUAUUUGUAUCAAAUUAUCUUGUAUCAAAAUGAUCUGGUUAAAAUGUGUCUCUGCCAUAUAAUCCCUAAUUUUUUCCUGUUGUGAAUAAUUUGAGUGAAUGGUAAUGUGUAAAUGCUCAAAAUAAAUAGUAAUUAUUCUGGAGAAAGCAUCCUAGUAACAUAAUUUUACGCACUAGUUAUAUAUGCCAAAGUUAUUUCAUUUGUCCUCGAGAUAAGACUUUUUAUAUUAAAUUGUUUUCCUAUUACAGUGUCAACAUUUGAAUAUAGUUAUAAGGGAACAUGACAAAUUUCUUUUUCAGAUUCAAGCUUAAGAUCAAUAUGCAAAAAUUAUGACAAAAGUGAGUACUCUAUAAGACAAUAGAUUUAAAAGACUACGUAUUAAUCAUUAUGCUUAAAUUUUCUGGAGAAUUGAGCCAAAAAGAAUGAGAGUAUUUCCUUUUUUUAUUUCAAACCGUAAAAGAUACUUCAAAACAGUUGGACAGAAGACAUAUAAUCAUAUUAGCAAUAAUUAAAUAUUAUUUUCAAUGUUCAUAUUUAUAGUUUUUGUUCUUAACGAAAAUGUGUUCAGUAAUAUGGGAAAGUAACAUGAAUAGUGAUGAGGAAUGAUGGUAUGUGUUCCAGACUGCCAAAUAUUUGAAUGUCUUACUACACAUGAUAUUUAUCAAUAUGAAAAAAUGUCUGAUAUUUAUUUUAAUUUUUUAUGAGGAUGGUGAAAUUUUACUUAAGUUAUUUCAUCAAUGAAUUAAGUCAUAUUCGAACGUUAAAUUUCCUUGAGAAACAUAUCAAAACAAGAAAUUAAAAAAAAAAUAUUCGCGUAAAUAAAUGUGUCAUCCCUUAGUUUAUCGAUAAACAAACCUUUUUGGGCUUGAAAAAUCGAUUUUUGUGAGGCCAGAUACAAGAUGUACAAAGAUUAAUUGAAGAAUACUUUCAUUACCCUUCGCUUUUAAUUUACUUGUGUGUCUGUGUGAGAGGCCAGAUCGCUUGCAGGGGCCUUUCAUAAAAAAAAUGUAAUGAUUAAUGGAGAGGUUCAAUUAAAUUCUCAUUUUCUGCAGAUCUGAAGACGGACUGAAAUCAUUUGCUUCGUCGAACUCAUGUCAUUCGAUUUUUUUAUGUAUGUAUUUGAAUUUGAACAUUUUUAUUAUGUAUAUUGUUUUUGAAACUAAAAUGUUACUCGUGUUCUAUUAUAUAUGGUGAUUUAAUAAUUUAUAUUGAACUGGAAUUAACAAGUACGUAAGUACGCUUGCUGUGCCUUUUGUAGUGUAGUAUAGACCUAAGUAGGAUUGUAAUCAGAUAUUUUGAGAGUCCCAAAUAUAUUCAUAAUUAAUUUUA